Messenger RNA from Nicotiana tabacum (common tobacco), 1942 nucleotides. Its product is annotated as protein NRT1/ PTR FAMILY 1.2-like. The record is from RefSeq and is a predicted model, not a curated record. Gene Ontology annotation, cellular component: membrane. NCBI's taxonomy places the organism in Eukaryota, Viridiplantae, Streptophyta, Magnoliopsida, Solanales, Solanaceae. Gene Ontology annotation, molecular function: transmembrane transporter activity. Gene Ontology annotation, biological process: transmembrane transport.
UAUAUACAUUUGGCUUCCGCAACAAAAGCUUGCUCAUAGCAUUGUUUCAAGCAGUUGUAGCAGCUUUUAGGAAAAGAAACACCAGUCUUGCAUUGGCUGAUUGUGAUUACUACCAUCAUCGGCAACUUGAAACAGUGCUCGUGGCACCGUCAAGUGACUUCAGGUCAGUGCCUCCAUCUUUUCCUUAAUGUCAAUAUUCCUCAACUUUGCCAUUCACUUUGUGUAAAGCAAUAAACUAUGAUUUGAAGUGUCUAUGAUCUAUUAAUCACACUACUACAGCUAUAAUACUCCUGUCACAAACUCUUUCACCCUUUCCGAUGCUAAAUGAUAUUGCAUGUUAUAGAUGUUUAAAUAGAGCUUGCAUGAUUCAAGAUCCUCAAAGAGAGUUGAAUCCUGAUGGAUCAGCUUCAAAUCCGUGGAGUCUCUGCACUGUCGAACUAGUGGAAUCAUUGAAGGCUCUUUUCAGAAUAUUUCCCAUGUGGUCCAGCGGUAUUAUGAUCUUUGUGACCAUAGGUCAAUUUGCAUUUUCCAUACUUCAAACAAAGACCAUGGAUAGACAUAUCUUCCCUCAGUUCGAAGUACCAGCAGCAUCAUUUUCUACGUUCCUGAUUAUUGCUUCAACAAUCUGGCUUAUCUUGUAUGAUCGCAUUUUGGUCCCUUUACUAUCAAAAUAUACAGGACAGCGAGAAGGGCUAAGUCCUAUCACCCGAAUGGGGUUUGGCUUAGUUAUCUCCUGUAUGUCUAUGGCAUUGUCAGCAAUAACAGAAAGCAUAAGACGACAAAGGGCAAUAGAGCAAGGGCUUGAGGACGACCCAAAAGCUUUAGUGAACAUGUCAGCUAUGUGGUUCGUCCCACAAUAUGCACUACUCGGAGUGGCUGAGGCUGCCCAUGCAGUUGGACAGAUAGAGUUCUACUACUCUAUCUUACCCAAGAGCAUGGCCAGCAUUGCACCAGCUAUGUACACAAUUGGGACUGCUGUUUUGGGUUUGGUUGAAAGUAUUCUGGUGAGUGGGGUGGAUUGGCUUAUAUCAACCGGAGGUAAAACGAGCUGGCUUUCGAGCAACAUAAAUAGGGGCCACCUGGAUUACUAUUUCUGGCUACUUACCUUUAUGAGUGUGAUCAACUUCAAGAUAAUGAUGGUAUGUUGUACUGCUUUGCUGAACAAUGGACCUAGAAAUGAUGGGAGCAAUAGGUUAUCUCAUGAGGCAGAAGGGAAACAAUGUGAUUAUAGGCUUUUACCUGAAUCUUGAUGGUAUGUUGUACUGCUUUGCUGAACAAUGGACUACUAUGUUAGCCAAUUAAGUGUUUUUAUAUGUUCAGAGUCUAUAGACCUCUACAUUUCUUCAUGUAUUUUAUGACUUUCCUGUACAAAAAUGUGAACAUGGGUUUUUGAUUCUCAGUUUAGUACAUUGUCGUUUGCAAUGGAGGCUUGAGUGUAUGGGGUAAAAUUGGUUAGUGACAGCUGGGCGAAUGACGGAAUGUCGCGUGGAAAUAAAGACAGGUGGGAUGUGAGUCAGCAAACAGCUGACACCGAAUGUAAGCAUACGACCGGUGCUGAACGAAUCCCGAAGACAGAGUAGCUGGUAACAAAGAUUCAAAGAAUUGCCAUCGGAUACAAUUUAACGGGCAGCCAUUACAGAGAAUUUCUGCAUUUAUAGCCAACCGUUAUGCAUCCAUCAAGGAAGGUUUUAUUCUCAUUCAAGAGGAGCUUGAUUUGGGGAUCUUGUCUCCCUGAAUAGAGCUAUAAUAGGAGGAUUAAUAUCCAUUGUAGAUACGAAAUACUCUGCAUACAAAAAAGUUAUAAUCUACUUUCUUCUUACGCUCAAUCGUAGUGCUUGAACAUUGCUCUCACACUUGCCAUCAGAAAGGCUGAGUUUUUAAUCAGGCUUGUAAUUUUCUUUAAUUUCAUUCGAUAAUCUUAUUUCUAUUCUUAUUUAUUUAA